Messenger RNA from Phlebotomus papatasi, 6664 nucleotides. Its product is annotated as facilitated trehalose transporter Tret1-1-like. The record is from RefSeq and is a predicted model, not a curated record. Bases 1000 to 2046 code for a protein of 348 amino acids. The transcript is spliced from 4 exons. Lineage: Eukaryota; Metazoa; Arthropoda; Insecta; Diptera; Psychodidae.
UCAGUUCAUAUACUUAAUAUCACGGAACGGCAAACUUUUUACCGCGAACAAUUUUCAACAGUAUAAUUUUCAUUAAGAUUUUUAUUUUGUCAUUGUCCAUUGACAAAAAUAAAUGAUAUAAUAUAAAUUGUGAAUCAAUUUAUAAAAUAUUUAAAUAGUCUAAAUAAAUAUAGAAAACAGAAGAAAAAAAAAACCAUCAAAAAUCCCAUCUGAAAACAUUUGCAGUGGUUCAGUGAGAAAUUGGAGAAAAGAAAUAUGUAUAGAGUUUCGUGGAUACUUUCGACAUUUAAACUUCCAGAAAUUUCUACUUAAAAAUAAAUAAAACAAAUUUAUCUUCGAAUUUGUGUAUAACAAUACUUUUUCUGCAAUCAACCACGAAAGACAAAAUUACUUGAAAAAUCUGCUUUAGUGCUAAAUUUGAAAAAUAAAUUCAAAUGUUGCCAAAUAACAUCGGCAGCAGAACGACUUUUUGUGGGCAAUGAACAAACAAGGACUAUUCACAAAUUCUUUGUGCAAACACCAUUCAACUUUACGUAAUUACAAAAAACCCGCACAAGAAGAUGCUAAUUUUUUAUUAAAAAUCUUAUACUUUUAAUCAAUAGUGCACACAAAAAAUCCAGUGAAAUUGACCAAAAAAAGAAGUGAAUACAAGAAAAGAAAAGGACUGCAAGUGAAAAUUGCCUUGAUAAAAAACCAUGGGAAUAUAAUUCAUAAAUAAUUCAACUAUAAGUUACUCAAUAGAGAAAUUAUUGACUUUUUAUCAUCUCACAAGUGCCUUCUCCUAUAAGAGAUUGUGAACUUGAAAUACGUUGAAGCUCUCUCGUGUAUAGAGUUGAGACAUAAACCCAAGUGUGGUGAAUUUUAUAAUUUUCACAUUUUACAACCCAAGAUCUUUGUGUGAUUUUUAAUUUUAAAAUACGGUCAGUUGACCAGAUUAUAUUCCCUUUUAACUUUUUUAUUUUGGAAAAGUGCAUAUAAACAAACCAUAAAUCCAGCAAAAUGAGUGGAAAUCAGAGACAUGGCAGCCAGAGAGGCAUGGGAAAACUCAUGGAUAAAAUCAAGAAAAUAGCAACAGAUGCGGAUGAAUCUCAUCACGGAUAUCAACGAGUUGAGGCUGAGGAUGGGACACUGUCAACAUCGGGCACAUCCACGAGUUUAGACACAGUCUUGUUAGAUGCCACAGAUCCACUGAGUCAUCAGCCCACACGACAAAUAAGUCUCUCGCCAGCUGCCACCAAACAAAAGUCUUUUGGGACAAUCUUCGAGGAGAAUGAACUCGCGCGCUCAUUGAAACAAUUGCGAGCGGCUCAGAUUGCAGGUGACGACAAAGGGGUCGGUGACGAUAGCAGUGAAGACGACGAUUUCGAUGAGAGACGCAAUCAUUUUCAGAAAAGCCCUAAACCAAGUGGAGCUGUAAGUGACCACAAAAGUAUCCUCAAGGACCUCAAACAUAUCCGAGAAAACGAUCCAAGACGAGAAUUUCAGUCCAAAAAACAUGUCAGCCUGGACCUGAGGCAUACACGUUUCCUGGACAGUAUCCUCAAGGAAUCAUCAUCUGAUGAGGAAUUCAAAGACAACAGGAAACACUUUCAAGCCCGAAAGCAUCAAAGUUUAGAUCCCAAAGUCACUUUUAAGUUCGACAAGGAGCCAUCAACAAGUAGUGACGAUGACUACGAUGCCGAAGUGAAGAUUCUGAUUCGUGAGAAACGCUACGACAGCAACUCCAUUGUUAUAGAUCUUAAGGAUCUAUCCAGCGAAGACGAGGACUUAAUAGACACAAGAAAAAAUUUCCAACAGCAACGCCAAAUAAGUAUUCAAUCCCAAAAGAGUGCAAGGUACUUUGAAAUGGACGAAUUGAGGAAGAAGGAUGAAAAUCUACGUAAUACCAUCCCAUUUGUCCGACAAAUUACAGAAGAUGGAAAACCUAUGCUGGAGAUUUAUCGACCAACAACGAAUCCUAUCUACAUUUACACACAGGUUAGUACUUUUUUUUUAAAAAAAUUCAUGAUUUUAAAUGGGAUUGAAAUCUGUUUAAAAUGUGACUAAUUUGGACUUGAAUACUGAAGAUGACCAUUUUUGGAAAAUUAAAAAAAAAAAAUUUUAAAACGAUUUUGGAGGUUUAUAUGGACUUCAGACCUGAGGCUCAAUCAUAUGGUUUACUUUUUCUUAAUUUUGAUUAGUCAAGAUAUUUUGAAAAAUUUUUAUUUAGGGUUGCACAUUAAGGGUGAAUGAUUUAUUGGAUUUUGAAAAACACAUUUAAAAUUGCUUGUUAUUUAGGAUUUUGAGAAUUACUGUAACUGGACAAAGCUUCUAAUCUAAGGACCGCUAUAUUAUCAAAAUACAGAUAUUUUGAAAAUUGCAGUCAAAUAGUAUUUUCUCUUAUUUAAUUAAAGCUUACAAGUGUUUUAAACCUACAUGGGCUUGGGCUUAUGACUUAAAGUUUAGUCAUAUGCCUUAACUUCUCUAAUUUUUUAUCUGUCAAAUUAAAGACAAAAAUGACCUAUUGAAUUUUGAAAAAGCACUAAAAUUGCUUAUUAUUUAAGAUUUUGAGACCCUCGAUUAAGGAUUAUUAAUCAAUGAAAUUUUGAAAAAUCCCUAUUUUUUGUUUAGAAAAUCGAAACUUUCGAGAACUAGGCUAAGCCUCUAGUUUGAAGAUCUUGAAAUCAAUUUUGAGAAAGUAAACUUAUCCCCCUAAUUUAAUUAUAAACUUUAAUCUAAGCUUAUAAUUUUCAAUUUUGUUUUACAUUUUCAAAAAUACUUUAUUGAAAAACUUUGAAAAAAUUGUUUUUUCACAGAAUUUAAUUUUUAGCUUCAGAAAAUUCUUGCUAAAAGUUUUUUUUUUCUUUGAAAAAUGUAUUUUUUAAAUUUCUCUUGAAUCUUUUGAAAGAUUGAAUUUUCUCUUCGAUGAAAUUUAAUUUAAUUGAAGCAUCAUAAUUUCUUUAUCUGUAUUUUCCAUGAGAAUAAUUGAUUAUAAAUUCAUGCAAUAUAUACUUCAUCUCCUUAUUUUACGACAAAAAAGCUCCCCACUAUCAAUUUUUCCCCGGAGUGGGGGACUGAUUGAUAAUCCCUCCGUGAAUAAAUGAUGAGCUUAUUUGCUUCAAUAUCUCAAAAGUGGAGGAGGAAGUCACACUCACCCCAGAAUAUUUCCAUUAACCAUACAUAUAUAUAUGUAUAUUUACAAAUACCUCGUGUGAAUUGUAAAGACAAUAAAUUGCAUAAAAAAUAACGUCUUGGAGACGUCUCUUCUGCCCAGUUUCUCCAUCUUUUCUCUGCCUUCCUUUUCCCAAUACAGACAUAAUAAAGAACAGUAUGUAGUGCGUUUUUCCCUCAGAAACAACUCCGACCUUUUUGAUAUAAAACCCAGAGUUUCUUCAGCAAUCCCAUCAAAUAAUACCAAGUUAUUCCCAUGAAAUGUCUGUGCCUUCCAUCAGUGAACAGUGAAAAGUUUUAACUGAAAGUCCUUGCUAGGAUUUUUAGUUUUUUAGUGAAUAUUUUUUUUUCUUUUGCCCAAGAGUGUUUUUAGUGGUCAGUGAAAUAAACUUUAUAAAAGGAAAUAUUAUCCAGAAUUGCAGUUUUUGAAUUCUCUGUUGAUAAAGUGAAUUAUCAGAUUGAACUAGAAAAUUAAUGUGAUUAAGUUUCAUCAGUAAUCACGCUAAUUAGCUUAUUAUGAUCAUGAUCAUUUCAUGAUCACGCAAAUUGCUUCAUUUUCCAAGAAAAUUUCUCAAAUAUUUACAAAGUCAAGUUGCCUAUAAAAUCCAUUGAUAAAUUCGCAUUAGGAAUUCCCACUACGAAAGACAUUGAGAAAGGUCAGAAAUUCAGAUGUGACUCCCUUAAAAAUGAGCUUGCUACAAAAAAACCCACGAAAAAAAACCGCCAAUAAAUGAAUUAUAAUUGUUUAAUUUUUUUUUGUAUUCUUCGCACAACCAGAUUUUCACAUCUUUUUCUUCCUUCAACUUCACGCCUCCUUCCGGUAUAAUUCAAUUUAUACAAAUUUCCAAGUUGUUUUAUUUCUAUGGGGUUUUUUUCGCCGACAUAACCAGAUUUAUAAACAUUUUUUUUUCUGGAAGAUGUUACGGUAUUGAAGCACUUGGCAUAAAUUUUAAAUUUAGACUGUGAAAGAAUUAUCGCAAAAUUUGCGAUACUGGAGAUUUUUUUUUUCGAAACAAAUUACACUUUGCCAUUUCGUUGCUAUUGAAACAAAGAAUCAGAUGAUGAUAAAAUACGCACUUAGUGACGACGUUACCACUAUUAAUUUGACGUCAGUUACUUCUUGGAUGUGUCUUUUUGUACGACAAAAUUAAAGCGCAACAUCUAAGAAAGAGGAAGUGCUGGACAAAAAACUGCUUUAAAUUUAGCAAAAUAAAUGCUCAAUGAGAAAUCUCACAGAAAAGAAAAAUCCUUACUAAUUAAAGUUCUCUGCAGAUCGAUGAAAUGCAAUAAACGCUGAAAGGGGUAAAAUGAAAUGCAAGGCACUCAUUAACCCAGUUUCUGUUUGUUUUUCACACGAAUCACUCCACUAUUUAAAGUCACAAAUGCUAUCGAUUUUCCUUUUAGACACACAAAAUCAGUGUUUUUUUUAAAGUAAUAUAACGGCAGAAAUUUAAAAUUGACAAGAAAUUGAACGAAACUUCGUCAUAUGACAAUGUCAAAAUUCAAGUAGGAGGAGGUAGGGCUUAAAACAGGAGAUACAUUGAAAACUCUCACAUCAUUAAUUUUCACAUCAAUUUUUUCUAUUUGCUAUUUUGCAAUAAAAAUGAAUUUUAUUGAGAUUUUCACUAAUUUAGUGAUAUGAACUAGGCCCACGAAAACAUGUUUAAAUAUGUUAAAAUAGCAUUAAUGUGGUUGUUGAAAUUUAUUUGAAUUCAGCUAAUUAACAUGUUAAAAUUGCUCAUUAAUUUCUAUUUUAUCGUAGUUGAACAAGUAGUCUUUUGCACCAAAAUGUUUCUACUACAUUUUUUUAAUUUAUUAAUUGGGCUUUUUUCUCCUAUUUUUAAAAGGAAUUAAGGCUUAUCAUAAAGUAAUUUAGCUUCGCAAUUGGGUUUUUGCAGCUCGAUUGUAUUAUGAUAGGAUCGAGAUUAAUUUAAAAAUAAGAGACGAAGCCCAAUUUGAAAGCUGUUUCAAUUCAAAGGUGUCCCACUGCCCAUUACAGUGAUUUAGUGAUAAACUUGUAAAAAGUGAAACUUCGGGAGUAGUUCGUUAAGUUCCUUCAAAGGCGUUUUUAAAGAUUUUAUACAAGGUUUCUUUGCCUACAGCUCUUUCUGUUGGCUUUGGGGAUCAUUUUGCACGGCAUUUUAAAUAAAAUUACUCAUUUUUCCAGAGUUAUUUGCAAUCAAAAAUCUCACGCGCUAAGUUAAUAAAUAUUGAGCAAAUUUCUUGCAGAAUUUGUCCUGUAGGGGAAUUCUGCAACGAUAUGACAAAUUAUGGUGGUAAAUUUCGGAACAGGAUAACAUUAAAGACCAGUGAGCAUGAGUAUCAAAUCGAUGUUCCAAGAAGCUCUAUGAACCUCUCAGUAAUUGAUAUGAGUCGUAUUUUCAGUUUUCUCGAAUUUACCACAUAAAAAUUCGAAAUUUGAUAUAUGGCAUUGCCAUACGGUUACAGAAUUCCCCUACUUCGAACAUUUCAUAUUUUUCCUGUGGUCCUUUAACGAAUCUAAUGUGAUAGAAACAAUCGUAAUAAUAACGUGAUAGAAAGAGUAAUAUUUUCAAAAACAUAAAAGUUGAAUUCAAAUUUGACAAAAAAAAUUGACGCAUCUCAACGAUCUUAACGAAGAAAUGUGAAACGUGAGAUUUGAAUUCUUGACACAACUUUUUAAAUAAUAUAGAAAAUCCUAGAAAAAUCGGUAUUCGAGAUUUAAGAAAGCAAAUUUAUUCGAAAACCUAAGCGGCCGAAUUUAUAUUUGACUUUUGACAAGACAUUUAACGAAACUAAACUGAAGAUGAAAAAGAUGUAACCUAAGCUGAUAAAUUCGGAAAAGAUUAAUACCAUACUAAGCAGAUCGCGCACCAACUUGCUUUAAAUGGUUAAAUUUCAAUUUGAAAAGAAAUUAAACGAAACUGAAUGAAGAGCGAAACUUAAAGACGAAAUCGUACAGUUUCUUAGAAAAAAAAACACAUUAAUUUCUGAAUAAUCAAAAAAAAAAACAUAUAUUCAUAUAGGCAAACAGAUAUUAUUAAAACUUUAUCAGAUGAUUAUAAAUUAACUAAAUAAUUUAACGAAACCCAAAAAAGCAUAAAUAACGAAACAUCAAUAUUAUUAUACGACAUUAUAAAAAAUACAAGAUAAAAUUUUGAAAAACUAUUAAGGAAGAAUUUUACUAUUUUACUAUUAAGUAUGUUCGCCGCGAUAGCAGAACUAAUAUUAUUUUCACAUAAUUAUACUUGCUGCAAUAAAUUACAUGAUUAUACAUUAUGCCAAAUUCCACUUUUUUUUUUAAAUUCAAGACACUUAACGAAGAACAAAAUGAUCAAGUUGAAUAUACAAUUUUUCCAAAAAUACCAUGGAAUAUUUUGAAUUAAUUUGAACACGUUAAUUCAUCAUAAUACAUCAAUUUUCAUCAGGCGCUUUUUUGUUAAAUUACAGUUUGACAGUGAAUAAAAUGAAACUCAACGAAACACGAAAUGUUAAAAUGAGUAAGUAGGAAAAUUUCUCAAGAAAAAAAAAGAAA